AUGGUGAUAGACUGAUAGUGACCACCACAAAACAAUGGUCCUCUCAAAUUCUCAAUAUCCUUUUGUAGUCAUCAACUGAGCCAAUCAAGCAGUUGGCUCCAUCUGCUCGGAAGUCGGAACUAAGGAAGGCUUUUCCUACACCGUCCAUAAAUAGAGUCUGUAAUUUCCUUUUGUCUCUCUCUCUCUCUCUGUCGACUGUCACAAUACACACAAUGGCUUCUUCUCUAGAGAUCGAGCACGUACGACUGGUGGUGGACGUAGACGAUCCCGGCCCAGAUGAAGCCCAACCGAAAUUUCGGAUACGUGAUCUGAAAAAGAAAUCGGACGCGGGGGUUCCGAUACUGAACGGGAUCAACGUGGACAUACCAAAGGGCGUGAUCGUAGGGAUCAUAGGGCCCAGCGGGAGUGGGAAAUCGACGAUGUUGAGGGCACUGAACCGCCUGUGGGAGCCGCCUUUGGGUACCGUCUUUUUGGACGGCCGGGAUAUUUGCAAACUCGAUGUGCUCAGCCUUCGCCGGAAGGUGGGCAUGCUCUUCCAGCUUCCCGCUCUCUUCGAAGGCACAGUGGCAGACAACGUCCGAUACGGACCACAAUUGAGAGGGAAGAAGCUAAGUGAUGAGGAGGUUCACAAGUUACUAAGGCUUGCAGACCUUAAUCCCUCUUUUUCCAAUAAGACUGGUGGUGAGCUUUCUGUAGGACAAGCUCAAAGGGUGGCUCUGGCUAGGACCCUUGCUAAUAAACCAGAGGUUCUGCUGCUGGACGAGCCAACAAGUGCCUUGGACCCAAUAUCGACUGAGAACAUAGAGGAUGUGCUUGUGAAUCUGAAGAAGAAACAGGGGAUGACAAUUAUAAUCGUCUCUCACAGCGUCAAACAAAUCCAGAGGAUUGCUGAUAUUGUCUGUCUCCUUGUCAAAGGUGAAAUUGUUGAAGUGUUGAAACCUCAAAAUCUCUCAGAAGCCAAGCAUCCCAUGGCACAAAGAUUUCUUGAGCUCAGCUCAUAGUUCUUUUUUUUCUUUUCUUUUCUUCUCAAAAGAAGAUCAUGUCUGAUUGUCUGUGUACAUAUAUAUAUAUAUAUUCCUCUGAAGUCUGUCCAUUACUAAUAUGUCCUUGUCUUCAAACUCUAUUAAGCAAGUUGUCUUGAUAGCAUUACCAUAGAUAAAGUGUUGUGAAGCAUGCAUGGAGAUUAUAGACAGCGUGUUUGUUAAUGGAAGUUAGUAACAUGCUACUUUGGAGCAUCGAGGCUUCAAAUUGAUGAA
This is a messenger RNA of Alnus glutinosa, 1256 nucleotides long. RefSeq names its product ABC transporter I family member 17-like. Gene Ontology annotation, biological process: phosphate ion transmembrane transport. Gene Ontology annotation, cellular component: membrane. Bases 213 to 1001 code for a protein of 262 amino acids. The record is from RefSeq and is a predicted model, not a curated record. The transcript is spliced from 4 exons. Lineage: Eukaryota; Viridiplantae; Streptophyta; Magnoliopsida; Fagales; Betulaceae. Gene Ontology annotation, molecular function: phosphate transmembrane transporter activity; ATP hydrolysis activity; ATP binding.